AUGGGCGUCAUCCGAUUGCCUCGCCCAAUGGGCAUAUAUGUCCCAAGUUCUCCACGAACACUCACCAACGACAUGAUCUCGCCGCCACUCUCUCCUGAAUUCAGCUUCGACUCUGACGCUGUCAUCCCCUCCCUCCUGCCAGCCCUUGAAUACGUAUCCUCUAAGCUGCAACAAAAGAUGAUGCAUGUCACACUCCUCGUUGGCCGUGGCAAACCCUAUCCCACCGGGGAGCCGUCCGAUCUCAUGAUCAUUCCAGUCACAUCCCUCGACUCUCCGUCGUGGAGAAUACUGGAACGGGCCAUCGCCAGGGCAGCAAAGAAGUUUUCCCUGGGCCAGAGCUGGACCGACGCGCUGAACCGCAGCCAGUAUGAACGCCAGGCCAAUGAGUAUCUCAUGGAACAGUCCAUCCUCCAGAAUGAGGUCGUGUUUAGCCAAGAGGGCUUGACCCUGCUCAAUAUGGACCGCAUUUACACCUUCAAACGCCGGCUCUGUAUCUUCUCUAACCGCCCUUUCUCCCGUACCGAUGACCAAUCCAUCAACUCUUGCGUGACAUUGCUGCACCGUAUCAUCACCGACUUCCAAGGCCGUCCCUUCAGCAAGGCAUUUUUCCACCGUGUCUAUGAGCAGCUGGAUGUCCGCGACGACCUUCUCACCCAGGUCGCCAGUGCCUACAGGACCGUCCACAAGCAGGAUGCUAUCAUUCUUCCUCCUCAGGCCAAGGCCGAACACUCUCAGGCUCGGAAAGAACACUCUCGGAAGUCGCCGAUUCGCCCUGUUCGUGUGCGAAGACAACCGCCACCGGCUAAGUCCAGUAUGUCGACUAAGCGUGGUCCCAAGACUCCACUGUCCGCCUCGGAUGUUACCCCCAUCACUCGGAAUGAAUGGAACAUCCUUGUGAGCACGGACAUUCGGCAGCUGCAGCCCACUGUCACCAAGUGGACGCCUUCGCCAACAGUAUUUGCUGUGGCGUGA
Penicillium lagena is the source of this 972-nucleotide messenger RNA. RefSeq lists its product as uncharacterized. The transcript has a single exon. NCBI's taxonomy places the organism in Eukaryota, Fungi, Ascomycota, Eurotiomycetes, Eurotiales, Aspergillaceae. The record is from RefSeq and is a predicted model, not a curated record. Bases 1 to 972 code for a protein of 323 amino acids.